This is a messenger RNA of Penicillium argentinense, 870 nucleotides long. RefSeq lists its product as uncharacterized. The record is from RefSeq and is a predicted model, not a curated record. The coding region runs from base 1 to 870 and encodes 289 amino acids. NCBI's taxonomy places the organism in Eukaryota, Fungi, Ascomycota, Eurotiomycetes, Eurotiales, Aspergillaceae. The transcript has 4 exons.
AUGGACAUUCCCGAAAUAAUCUUCACAAGCCUUGGAUUGGUGGUUCUUGAUGAAAUCAGGUUCUCCAACAAAAAGCCAUUGACCAAUGUUCUGGGCGGGUCUGGGGCAUACGCAACACUCGGUGCUCGAUUGUUUCUGUCACAUCCACAGAGUUCCUCGGUGGGCCUUGUAAUUCGAGCUGGGAAAGACUUCCCAGAGACUACCAAGGCACUACUGGACAGCUGGGGCGUAGCCUUGACUAUGCAAAAGGAAGUUGACAGGCUAGCAACAAGAGGAUUGCUUGAAUACAAAGAUACGACCUUCGGGCCGAAGGACUUCCAGUACACAACUCCAGUUCUCGCGGGCGGAAACGUCCAGAACUUUGUCGAAGCAGCGGGCUUGGUCGAUGUCUUCUCUCCCAAUCAUAUUGAGCUAGCUAGGAUAUUUGGUGAAGCUGUCGGUUCACUGUUUAAAGGAAAAAUUGAGCAACUAGCCUUGAAGAUUGUCGCUCGCGACGUUGGACAGGAAGGGAAAGGCGCCGUCAUUAUUCGCGCUGGCGAACAUGGCUGUCUCAUUGCCAAGAAGAACAUGUCUCCUUUAUGGCUACCUCCGUAUUAUGACAUGGCAGAUAACCAGAGAAACAAAGUCAUUGACCCCACUGGAGCUGGCAAUGCGUUCCUGGGAGCAUACGCUGUUGGCUAUGCCAAAACAAGAAGUGUUAUCCAGGCAGCUUGCUAUGGAUCAGUUGGGGCUUCCUUUGCCUUGGAACAGGUUGGUAUGCCGGUGAAGUCAGAUGAAGGAGGGUGCGAGUUGUGGAACGAGGUUCAUGUACAGUCAAGACUGCAAGAGUAUAUGUCAAGGCGCGAAGUUGCCGCGAUUUUGGAAGGCUGA